AUGGCAUCCGUGCCCCCCAUCCACCUGGUCCUUGAUUGGGACGGCACCACAACCCACAAGGACACCCUGCACUUUCUGGGCAAGAUCUGCGCCGACCAUGCGGCCAAUGCCCCCGCCGCCACGACUUGGGAGGAAAUCGUAAAAGCUUACCUUGACGACUUUUCCGCCCAUGCCUCGUCGUACACGCCCGCGAAGAGCCAGCGCACGACCAUCGCCGAGGAGAAGGCAUGGCUCGCAAGCUUGGCCGCCGUCGAGUCCAGCAGCGUCAAGCGUGUCGAGGACUCUGGCCUGUUCAGGGGCGUGACUGCUGCGGCUGUCAAAGCCGGUGCCGCCCAAGCGAUCGACAGCGGCGAGAUCAUCCUUCGGGACGGGUGGUCGUCUUUGCUCGCCUACAGUCAGAAGACCACGAUUCUGAGUGUCAAUUGGAGCGCCACUUUCAUCCGGGAAUGCCUGCGCGCAGCGGCUGCAAACGACCCCGAUGCAAAGGCUGCGGUUGAGCGUGUGUCUAUUGCGGCAAACGAGAUCGCCGGUCUCCAGGACUCAAAUGGCUCUUCUGGCCUACUAAACGGCCGGACUGAGGUUUCAGGUGAAGAGGCGGGUGCUAUCCGGACCAGCGCAGAUAAGCGCGCUAACAUGCCUACUCCUGUCAAAUAUGGCGGUGAAGAGCUUGUUGUGUAUGUGGGUGACAGUGCCACCGACUUUGAGGCAUUGUUGGUUGCCGAUGUGGGAAUCUGCAUCCGUGAUGAGGAGCCCAGCAGCGGACAGAAGGAAUUGGCUGAAACAUUGGAGAGGGUAGGCGUGGAACAGCACAGGAUCAAGUUGUUGGCCGAAAUGCCACCAGCGGAUGACAGUGCUGUGAGUGUUUACUGGGCCAAGAACCUUCAGGAAGUUGCUCUCUCUUUGAGCUCGUACUCCUGA
Lasiodiplodia theobromae is the source of this 918-nucleotide messenger RNA. Its product is annotated as Haloacid dehalogenase. The transcript has a single exon. Lineage: Eukaryota; Fungi; Ascomycota; Dothideomycetes; Botryosphaeriales; Botryosphaeriaceae. The coding region runs from base 1 to 918 and encodes 305 amino acids. The record is from RefSeq and is a predicted model, not a curated record.